Molecule: messenger RNA, 2979 nt
Organism: Ziziphus jujuba (common jujube)
Lineage: Eukaryota; Viridiplantae; Streptophyta; Magnoliopsida; Rosales; Rhamnaceae
Product: NAD-dependent protein deacetylase SRT1
Exons: 15
Coding region: 1504-2718 (404 amino acids)
Molecular function (GO): NAD+ binding
Source: RefSeq, a predicted model, not a curated record
UUGAUGGAAAAAGGAGCAAAUUUUUUGCGAAAAAGCCUUUGGAAUUUGGAGAAACCGGGAAAUUUAAAAGUUUGUGUUGUCUUAACUGACUAAGCAGUCCGAUCAUCAAGACCCAUCUUGAGCACUUAAAAACUUUUGGCCAAUUUCCUGUUGGAAUAAAAAUAUUACCUCAUCGUUCAAACACAUAAAAAAUUCCCAUUAAAGUCUGAAUUUUUAGUACUUAAUUCAAGAAGAUAUGCAGCAGCUUGUUCAGAGACUCUGUUUUCUUUUCUUGGGUCGUCCAUGAAUUUUUGAUUAGAGCAUAAUUCGAUUUAAAUCAGAUUGAAUGAAUACGGUGGAAGGGGUGACAGGCAGCUGUAAAGAAAUCACAAAUGAAUGAUGGGUGACUCCUAUUUCGUGCUUUUUGACUGUCUUCCUAAUCGUGCAUCAUUCAAGGUCCAAAUUUAUGAGGAAACACACUUUGAAACCCAGCAAGUGCCAGCUCAGAAUGUCCAAAAUGUAAAAACCAAUACUUACAAACUCUUUGCCAAACGCUAAUUGUGGGGCUGUACAGCCUUCUUUAUAUGGUUUUGACAGAUAAUGGCAUGGUUGGAGAGCAAAGAUGGAUAAAAACAGCAUAAAUAGAAAUGCAAUUAUAAUCAGGAAGAUUACAGCUAAAAUUACAGCUAAGUGUAUCUGUUUUCUUCAAUUUCUUGUUUCAUUUUUUUGUUGGUUUUAAUUUUAACUUUUAAGAGGAAAGGGCCAAUGGACAAGCUUCUUGGGAAAACACAUUGCGUUUAUUUUGAAAAUAUAAUAGAUCAAGCAUAAAAAUAUAGGGGGUGUUUGGUAAUUUUAUGUCAAUUUGGAAAUUCUUCCCUUGUAUGCAGGGAAGGCAAGUGCCUAUUUUGGUUUUUGGGGUCUCCUUAAAAGAGGCAAAUACUUCUAAUAAGCUCUCUGAGCAACAAACAGAGGGAAGAGAAAAAGGAAGAGUCUUGCUCUUCAGCUUCCUUUUAAAGUUUAGAGAGAGAGAGAGAGAGAGAGAGAGAGAGACAGACAGACAGACAGACAGAGUUAUAGAGAGAUAGAGUGAGGAAGUCGUCGGGGAAGGUAGCGGAGACACCAUGUCCUUAGGCUAUGCAGAGAAGCUUUCGUACAUAGAAGAUGUGGGCAAAGUGGGAAUGACGGAAUAUUUCGACCCACCACACGUUUUGCAAGAAAAGUAAGCUGUCUUAAGAUAUUCCAGUCAUGGCCAAAGAAGUUCAAAUGGGUGCACUAGUUAGUGACACUUACUCGACUAAAGAGAGAAGGGGGGAGGGGAGAUGUUAUGCUUGGACAUAAUUGGAGUUGAAUAACAAAGGGGCUUAAAAGAGCUAUGUGUUUGAGUGUAAUUCUUUCUCCGCUUAGUUUAAACAAGGUUGAACGUCUUGCCAUGUUGUUAAAGAAGAGUAAGCAUCUAGUAGUGUUUACAGGUGCAGGAAUAUCAACUUCUUGUGGUAUACCAGAUUUUCGAGGUCCAAAGGGAAUAUGGACACUUCAGUGCAGCGUGAAGGUAAGGCCUUGCCUGAAGCAUCACUGCCAUUUCAUCGUGCAAUGCCAAGCUUGACUCACAUGGCUUUGGUUGAACUGGAGAGGGCUGGUAUACUGAAGUUUGUUAUUAGCCAGAAUGUUGAUGGCCUCCAUCUUCGGUCUGGAAUACCAAGGGAGAAACUUGCUGAGUUACAUGGGAACUCCUUCAUGGAAACCUGCUCUUCUUGUGGGAUCGAGUAUUUGCGGGAUUUUGAAGUGGAAACUAUAGGAUUGAAGGAGACCUCAAGACGCUGUUCUGAUAAUAAAUGUGGGGCGAGACUUAAGGAUACUGUUCUUGACUGGGAGGAUGCAUUGCCUAAAAAGGAGAUGAAUCUGGCUGAGAAGCACUGCAGGAUGGCUGAUGUUGUCUUAUGUUUGGGGACAAGUUUGCAGAUCACCCCGGCAUGCAACCUGCCUCUGAAAUCACUUCGUGGUGGGGGAAAGAUUGUAAUUGUUAACCUUCAGAAAACUCCAAAGGACAAGAAAGCAAGUUUGGUGAUCCAUGGGCUUGUAGAUAAGGUUAUUUUAGGUGCAAUGGACGUGCUUAAUAUGCAGAUCCCUCCAUUUGUCAGGAUUGAUCUUUUUCAGAUCAUUCUAACUGAAGCCUUGAGUAUAGAUAAGAAGUACGUGAACUGGACCCUCCGGGUUGCAAGUGUACAUGGACAGAAAGCUCCAUUGCCAUUCAUUAAAUCCGUUGAGGUCUCCUUCUUAGACUCACAAGACUAUAAAGCUGCCAUUCUAGAUAAAGAACCAUUUCAAUUGAAAAGGAGAACCUUACAAACGAAAUCAUUUGAAAUGGUUUUGAAAUUCAACUUCAGCGAUGGGUGUGGUUGCUCAAGCACAGAAAUUAAUAUCCCUAUUGAUUUUCAGGUUCCAGCAGAUUGUUUUAGACUUGAUAGGGAUGCCAUAUUUCAAAAGCUCAGAGAGACGGCGAUUCAAGAUUCAUGCUGUGGGCAGAAUGCAGUUAUUGAGAAAAAGACCAUCUUGUCUCCAAAUAGCGAGGUUACUGUCUAUGCCAUUAUAACCAACAUUGUUCGGUAUAACAAGACCUCUAAAUCCACCGAGGCUGAUUCUCUGAGCAACGGGGAUGUUAAAAGGCGAAUAGACAGAGAAAAUGGUACAGAAACAUCAAGAAAGAGAUCGAAAGGGCGCAAGCGUAAAUCCAAAUUUUAACAAAUGAAAAGGUUGUGCAGUGGGUCUUGUACAUAUAUAUGUUACUAUUGAUUAGAGCUAACCAAGAAUUGUAAGAUGUAGGGACUGGGUGAAUUUUGCUAGAAUACCACACUCAGUCCUCCCCCUCGUUAUGAAAUAGGGAGGUGAUGCUGGUUUUCCUAACAUAAUUUUGUAAGCUAGCUUUUGAAGUUGAUGAUGUUCCAUGGUACUGGCUAUUAACUCGUAAUCACAUCCUUUAUGAAGUUCUUAUUAGCUGAUUUA